AAAUCAAAUAAGCUUAACGGGAACUGUAGUUCUUUCGUAGACACUCGUCGCACCUUCUUAAUUAUUUUCACCGUUUGGGAAGACUACAAAUUUGUGUGUCAACACCUUUGCGAACCAGCGGAGAAAAUCUCACCUAUAUUUUGUGGAUUUGAGGCUUAAAAAUAGGAAAAACCACUUCCAACAUUUUUUUAGAUUGAACACUUCAGAAGAUUAUUGAGCGGCCAAGCAUCGGAGGAGAAACAAGUUCCGCGAAUCAACCAUUGUUUUUAAAGACGACAGUUCGCAGACGUGGCUUCGGCUUGACUGAGCAUGCUCAGGAGUGAAUGAACCCCCGCCCGUCGUCACAUUGCCACGACAACGAUGAGAAUGGAAGAGAUUAAGAACGAAGCAGAUACGGCCCCAAUGGAUUCCAUGUCGCUAUACGCUGUGAUGUAUCCAGUGUUCAACGAGUUGGAAAGAGUGAAUCUGUCUGCAGCACAAACCCUAAGGGCUGCUUUCAUAAAGGCAGAGAAGGAAAACCCGGGUCUCACCCAAGAGAUCAUCAUGAAGAUCUUAGAGAAGAAAAAUGUAGAGAUCAACUUCUCAGAGUCUUUAUUACGCAUGGCUGCAGACGACGUCAAAGAGUACAUGAUUGACAGGCCAGAGCGAGAGUUUCAGGAGCUGAACGAGCGAGCCCGAGCACUGAAACGGAUCCUCAGCAAAAUCCCGGACGAGAUUAACGACAGAGUUCGCUUCCUGCAGACCAUCAAAGACAUAGCAAGUGCCAUUAAGGAGCUCCUGGAUACAGUCAACAACGUCUUUAAGAAAUACCAGCACCAGAACCGAAGAGUACUGGAGCACCAGAAGAAAGAGUUUGUAAAAUACUCCAAAAGCUUCAGCGACACUCUGAAAACGUACUUCAAAGAUGGAAAGGCAAUAAACGUGUUUGUCAGUGCCAACCGGCUCAUCCACCAAACCAACCUGAUCCUCCAGACCUUCAAGACAGUUGCAUAGGAGAUUGAUUCCGCCUUCAUUUUUAAAAAUACAAUAUAAGCUUCAUGUGAACAUGGAAAAAUGUUAGGGACUGUAAUUUAUUAAUCUAAUGGGUCAAUUACUUUGGGAUAGUCAGAGUCUGAGUUCUAAUUUUCUUUAAUAGCUGGGUAAAGAGCCAAGAUUUUUUUUUCAUGCCAUUUUUUUAAUUCUUUUUUUUAUUUAUACAUUUUAUUCCUCCUCAUCAUCUUUCAGUCCAAGUCUCCAUUCGGGUGUUUUAACGGCAAACAUUUCCAGUCAUCAGUGGAAAGAAGAGCUGAUGUUCACUCUCUACUGGACUUUUCCGGUCCUGUCUUGUCUUAUCCUCGGAACCCUGGAGAAAGACAACGGGAUUAUAUAUUUAAUAAAUAUUUGGUAGCAGGAAUAUAAAAAUAAAUAGACUGCAUAUUGUCUACAA
Messenger RNA from Silurus meridionalis, 1426 nucleotides. RefSeq names its product programmed cell death 10a (gene pdcd10a). Lineage: Eukaryota; Metazoa; Chordata; Actinopteri; Siluriformes; Siluridae. The transcript is spliced from 8 exons. Gene Ontology annotation, cellular component: FAR/SIP/STRIPAK complex; Golgi apparatus. Gene Ontology annotation, molecular function: protein kinase binding. The record is from RefSeq and is a predicted model, not a curated record. Bases 361 to 993 code for a protein of 210 amino acids. Gene Ontology annotation, biological process: positive regulation of MAP kinase activity; regulation of Golgi organization.